Messenger RNA from Panicum virgatum (switchgrass), 822 nucleotides. Its product is annotated as histone H3.2. NCBI's taxonomy places the organism in Eukaryota, Viridiplantae, Streptophyta, Magnoliopsida, Poales, Poaceae. Gene Ontology annotation, cellular component: nucleosome. Gene Ontology annotation, molecular function: DNA binding; protein heterodimerization activity; structural constituent of chromatin. The transcript has a single exon. The record is from RefSeq and is a predicted model, not a curated record. Bases 213 to 623 code for a protein of 136 amino acids.
CCAAUCCCUCCAGUUCUCCACAAACCGCCCAAGUUUUCGCCCAAAGCCACGAAAAUUCAAACCCCGCGCGCUAAGAUUCCCCAAAUCCCACCGCUACUUAAACCCACCCGAUCCCCCAACAACACCGCACCAAGAAUUCUCUCAGAAAUCCCCGCGUUGUUUUCGAGCCCAGAUCCCCGUCGCCGCCACCCCCUCCGCAGCCCCCCAACCCGAUGGCCCGCACGAAGCAGACGGCGCGCAAGUCCACCGGCGGCAAGGCGCCGCGGAAGCAGCUGGCGACGAAGGCGGCGCGCAAGUCGGCCCCGGCGACCGGCGGCGUGAAGAAGCCGCACCGCUUCCGCCCGGGCACCGUCGCGCUCCGCGAGAUCCGCAAGUACCAGAAGAGCACGGAGCUGCUCAUCCGCAAGCUCCCCUUCCAGCGCCUGGUCCGCGAGAUCGCGCAGGACUUCAAGACCGACCUCCGCUUCCAGUCCUCCGCCGUCGCCGCGCUGCAGGAGGCCGCGGAGGCCUACCUCGUCGGGCUCUUCGAGGACACCAACCUCUGCGCCAUCCACGCCAAGCGCGUCACCAUCAUGCCCAAGGACAUCCAGCUCGCCCGCCGCAUCCGCGGGGAGCGCGCCUAGGCGCCUCGCUUGAUUGCUACCACUAGUGCUAGGUGUUUAGGCUGCUGUCGUCGUGUUCUAGGUGUUGCGUUGUUCUUCAGUUAUUUGCUUCCUGCUUUGUGUUGAUGCUAUCGAUGGAUUAUAAUUGUUAGUGGAGAAAUGCAGUGGAAGUGAUCUACUUUAUCAUCAAUCUUCUAAGUUUGUUCUUCUGAAUUGUCAA